This is a messenger RNA of Penicillium argentinense, 2913 nucleotides long. RefSeq lists its product as uncharacterized. Bases 1 to 2913 code for a protein of 970 amino acids. Lineage: Eukaryota; Fungi; Ascomycota; Eurotiomycetes; Eurotiales; Aspergillaceae. The transcript has 2 exons. The record is from RefSeq and is a predicted model, not a curated record.
AUGUCCGAGGCCUUUCGGGGAAGCCAUUCAAACGAAAAUUCAAGCUCUUUAUCCCAAACCUCUCGUCCUUCGAUAUCACAAGCCCCGGAACCACCGGAUACAUUAAAGCUCAACACGAAACAGCGCGGGCCAAAGAACGCACCGGAGCUCUCGAGAUAUAAACGGGGGAAGAGACGGGAAUUGAAGCAAAUUCCUACGCCUUCCGAAUACCUAAGCAAAACCCUUCAGAAACAUGUGUUCGGACGCGGCGAGCAGUCGAGUCUCCGCACUUUCAACCACGGUGCAAGGGUAACAUAUGGACGACCCCUGCAGACCGUAUCUCUGCAAUCUAUUCUUGCGGAAUAUAUACGACUCGUGGACCCAUUACUCUCGGGUUCUUCCUCGCACGCUACCCUGUCAGAGGUGGGCAAUAAUUUGGAUGCUGCACUCAUCCGUGUCUUCAAACCCGAUACCUAUCAUUAUCUCAAUGCGCGAGGCUACGAUGUCGAAGAUGUUGUUUCGUGGGCAUGGGUUCUGAAAAGCCCAACUGCUCGUCAGGCGGUCUCGCGGAUGUUUGUUUUAGAAGCUGACGGCGCAACAAGACAUGGCCCGGGUGUUCCUAUAUUUAUUCCUAUUUUUCUGUUGAAGGAGCACCACCUCGAUGCACGCUCUUUUCGUCUGCUUCUCGUCCAUUCCCUGCACCUAAUGAGUGGUCAUCGCCUGCCAGCUGCCAGCCUUCUACAGCGAAUUCCUCCAAACACUAUCGAAGAGCUACCUCUUGGUAAAUCCCCUGCACGGAUAACCCUGGGGACUUGCGUAAUCAUUGUUGAUCGCUUAGUUCGACAUGCGCGACAAGUCUGGCCUCGUGCUCUUCCCACGAUCGCAACCGUAUUCGCUCGAUUCUUGACAAGACCUUACUCGGAAAAGACCAAGAUCUCGAACCUCGACCGGCAAAAAAUUGAUCGUGGUAGCACCAAUAUUUUUAAUACCUGUCUCUGGCUGCUUUCACUACCCACCAAAGUGAAUCCUUUUCGAUCAGCCUCCAUCCAGCAGCAGGCGCAGUUCGAACUUCUCAAGUCCAUGGCAUCUCAUAAGCCGGUUCUUCCUCUUUCGCGAAAAGGAUAUCAAUCCAUCGUUGCUGUUCAACUAGCUCACAAGAAAACAGAAGCUGAGCGACAGUCUGCUGAACUGAAGUCUCCCUCGUGGCCACCGUGGAAGGAAGAAAAGCUAGGCAUGGAUGCUCAACGUGGAAAUGAUGGAUUGAGAAGUCGCGCGAUGAACGUAUUGUCGCAAAUGGCAGAAGCCGGGUAUUCACAUCAAGUCUGGGAGAAAGCCUCCACGAUCCUGGCCGGCUGGGACACCGACCGAAGCCCAACCAUUCAAACAAGAACUCUCGUCCACCCUACCGGGACUCUCUUUAAACCCGACACCGAUGAACCUGAUCUUUCAACUGCCGUUUGGGUUGCUCGAAUCCGUGCUACGAGAACGAUUCGCGAAGCUUGGGCCUGCUUUUUAGCUUACCAAGAUCAGGGCCUUCCUCCCGAAUCUGCUAUCUACGUAGAAAUGAUUGUGAAGUUGAUUUACCGGCAGGUGGCGAUUCGAAGACGAUUUGAUGAAACAAAACAUGCCUUACCAGGCGAUGGUCCUGAAGUCCAUGCCGAACCUGCUUCUGCUCGUGACGUUAUUUACGUACGGACAGAACCACCGACCGUGGAGCAUUUGCUUGCCGAGAUGUUUUCCCAUGGGUUCCGUCCUUCUGGGAAAUUUCUAGCUCUUUUGCUCCGAACUGCCCCGAACUUGCGUACGGGGUUGGAGUAUUUGCGACGCAGUGACCUGGCAAAAACUCAACUGGCAGCAUUGUGCGUGAUUUGGGGCCAGCCAUCACAGUGUCCGGUGCCUUAUGUCAAGGCUCUCGGUUCAAUACCAGAUGGAGUCUUUCUCUCGUUCAUCAAGCUUAUGUGUACUCAUUCUAAGUCAAUCCGCAAGAGAAUGGGCAGCAAGGAAGUCCUGUCCCCCAAUGACUUCCCGGCUCUUACCGAGAACACGCAAGUCUGCGAGCCUCUUGCUGCCCUCUCCGAUUUCCAGGAGGACAUGGGUCAAUGGAAGCAUCCUCGGACCCUGUGGCAUGCUGUUCAGCUGGUCAAACUACGACAGCCGCCCAGCCAUGCUGCUUGGGUCCACAUCCUUGACACCAUGAGCGUUGAACGUGUCAGCAAAAAGCAUACAGACCGAACUCGUUGUCUUUAUCGCAUUAUCGGAUGGCAUGAAACUCUGGCUGUCUUGCAGUGGAUGAAACAUCGAAAUGUGGAUCCCGGAUCGCAAGGGUUCAAAGCCUUGUGUAUAGCAUUCAAGAAGGCCGUCGAUGCUGGCAUGAGAUAUCCUGGAGUUUCCGAUGAGGCCUCCAGCCUGAUCCAAAGAGCUGCGCAUGGCGAUGAAUAUGCAAAUCCCGAGCCAGAGCACGAGCUCGAUACUUUCAACCCCAUGGUGGAAACUGGCCUCCAAAUCCUCAAGGCUGAGUUUGAGCGCCUUGUGCUUCCGGCCUCGGGCAUGCCAGACCUUGCAGAGCAAAGCAUUUUUGUGGCAGGCAACACAGACGAGUCUCAGCCCUGCAUCCCUCAAGGUCUUCACGUUCCAUCCUUUGUGACCUUACAUUCUUUUGUAGGUGCUCUCGGGAUGGCAGGCGACGACGAAGCCUUGCUUCACCUGCUUCGAUGGAUGAGUCAUUCUGCUGCUGAGCUGGGCGAAGCUUCCAUGGAGCGCCAGAACGGGAACAAAAACAUUCGUCUUACCCUAGUGGCUAUACGGAUGUAUCUGGAACAGUUGCGAUCGGAUUCGAAUGUACAGGAGGCAUUCAAGAUCAUCAGCCAGACACCAGGCUGGGAGUGGCCUAGUGAUGAGGAAGUAGAAGGCUAUGGCGCAGGAUUGUACAAAUAG